CCGAAACGAUCGGGAACACUUUUCAAUUUCAAUCUUUCUCUUUAUUCUUUGAAAAUGAAAUAUACUCUUUGCUCCAUUCCCAAAUCGUCGUAAACUCUCUUUGUCGGGUAUUGACGUUAGAAAUGAGAUUGAUGCAACUCCAUCGACUGUAAAGUAACUCUACGGUGUUUUACCGGUUUCAUGUGCAAUAUCCGGUGCGUGAGAUGCGUCGCUUUUACCUUUCAAAUUUUCGAGCUUAACUUUCCAUUCAUAUUUCAUUCCCAGAAUCGAAUUUUUACAAAUCUUUGUUUAUUUUAACCUCUCACGCGAGAUUCGCCGUUCUUUGUAUUUUUAUUUUCUCUUGUUCGUCUUCCUUUUUUUUCUUUCAACAUCUCAUUUCAUUUCCUUUCGUUUUUAAUGCAGAGACGACUGUAACAUAGGACGGUGACGAAAUUAUCGUCUUAUUCUUCUUAUCACGUAGAAUCCGAUGAUAGUGGAUGCUUACCACUGAUUAUGAUGACACAAGUCACAAGUUGACACAACUCUCUGAAUGUCAAGGGUAGAAUGACGCUUGUGUCGACUUGUGUCGAUUUGUGUUAUCACAAUGAAUAUUUUAUCUAGAUAAUGGCAGAAGAAGAAUUUGAAGGAAAGGAGUACCGUUGGGAAACUGGCUACGAAAAAACAUGGGAAGCAAUUAAGGAAGAUGAUCACGGUCUGUUGGAAGCCUCUGUCGCAGAUAUUAUUCAUAAUGCCAAGAGAAAACGUCAGUUGGAAAGAAAACAGGGUGCCAGAUUAGGAAUGAUGAGGCAUCUUUAUAUCAUCUUAGAUGCUUCGGAGUCAAUGUCGAAUCAAGAUUUGAAACCAACUCGUUUUCUAUGUUCUCUGAAGCUCCUAGAAGAUUUUAUUGAAGAAUUUUUCUAUCAAAAUCCUAUAAGUCAAUUAGGUGUAAUUAUAACUAGAAAUAAAAGGGCUGAGAAAGUUAGCGAUUUGGCUGGUAACUCAAAGAAGCACAUUAAGGAAUUGCAAAUUUUACAACAAACUGUAGUAGGCGGUGAGCCUUCUUUGCAAAAUUCUUUAGAAUUGGCAACAAAGUUAUUGAAAUUAUUGCCGUCGCAUGCUAGUAAAGAAAUAUUGGUAAUUAUAGGGGCUUUGACUACAUGCGACCCUGGAGAUAUCAACGAAACAAUAAGAAAUAUGAAAUUGGACAGCAUUAGAUGUAGCGUAAUAGGAUUGGCCGCUGAAUUAUACAUCUGUAAACGAAUGGCAAACAUUACCGGUGGCGAACAUAGCGUGGCGCUCGAUGAUAAACAUUACAAGGAGCAAUUGAAUGCACAUAUAGAUCCUCCGCCUGCUGCAACGCGAUUAGAUGCAGCGCUUGUGAAAAUGGGGUUUCCUCAUCACGCUUUACACUCUAACGCGCCAGAUACAUCUAUAACAGUAUGUAUGUGCCACGCACAUAAUUCUGAUGAAACGGUUAAAUUUAUGACUACCGGCUACCUUUGUCCCCAGUGCCUCAGUAAACAUUGUGAGCUACCUGUGGAAUGUAGAGCUUGCGGUCUUACUCUAGUAUCCGCUCCACAUUUAGCCCGAUCAUAUCACUAUCUAUUUCCUGUUGAUCCUUUUAAAGAAAUUGCACCUGAUAGUGAUUAUACUAUCUGCUUUGGUUGCCAAAAAGCUAUUGCUCAAAAGGAUAAAAAGGUAUAUACCUGCGGAAAAUGUAAUCAAAUGUUUUGUUUAGACUGUGAGAUUUUUAUUCAUGAGAUAUUGCACACGUGUCCUGGUUGUGCAAUAAAUCCUGAAACAUAUAAAAAAAGAGAGUCUACAGAUAGAUCUUGAAAUGGUAUACUUGAAAAGUACAUUUAUAUAGGAAGAAAAUUUGUAUAAAUACAUAUGAACAUUGCGAUAGAGUAGAUGCAUUUGCAUGCGCGCGCAUUUAUUCUAGAUUAAAAAUAUUAAAGACAUUUUUAUACAUAGAAAAAAAAAGAAAAAUAUUCUUUGUAUACAGAUUACCUACCUACAACAUUAACGAUUCUAACUGCAGAAUAUGUGAGAAUUGUGCAUGUUGUGUAUGUAUACACACACUCACACGCGCGUGCACACACACACACACACACACACAC
Messenger RNA from Trachymyrmex septentrionalis, 2099 nucleotides. RefSeq names its product general transcription factor IIH subunit 2 (gene Ssl1). The record is from RefSeq and is a predicted model, not a curated record. Bases 604 to 1815 code for a protein of 403 amino acids. Gene Ontology annotation, biological process: regulation of transcription by RNA polymerase II; nucleotide-excision repair; DNA-templated transcription. The transcript is spliced from 8 exons. Gene Ontology annotation, cellular component: transcription factor TFIIH core complex; transcription factor TFIIH holo complex. NCBI's taxonomy places the organism in Eukaryota, Metazoa, Arthropoda, Insecta, Hymenoptera, Formicidae. Gene Ontology annotation, molecular function: zinc ion binding.